This is a messenger RNA of Bubalus bubalis (water buffalo), 1925 nucleotides long. It is a transcript of the gene TSPAN33, whose product is annotated as tetraspanin 33. The transcript has 8 exons. Lineage: Eukaryota; Metazoa; Chordata; Mammalia; Artiodactyla; Bovidae. Gene Ontology annotation, cellular component: membrane. The coding region runs from base 143 to 994 and encodes 283 amino acids. The record is from RefSeq and is a predicted model, not a curated record.
GCGCGGGCACCUCCCGCCGCGGCGCAGUUCCCCCGCCGCUUAGGCUCCGGCGGUGGUGCAGCUCAUGCCUCCCGGCGCGGAGCGCGCAGGUGGGCCGGCCGCCGUGUGGAGAUAGGCCCCCGGGGGCAGCGGCGGCUGGACCAUGGCCCGGAGACCCGGGGCGCCGGCCGCCUAUGGGGAGGACUUCUCCUUCGUCAGCCCGCUGGUGAAAUACCUGCUCUUCUUCUUCAACAUGCUCUUCUGGGUGAUUUCCAUGGUGAUGGUGGCUGUGGGCGUCUACGCUCGGCUGAUGAAGCAUGCAGAGGCGGCGCUGGCCUGCCUGGCUGUGGACCCGGCCAUCCUGCUGAUCGUGGUGGGCAUCCUCAUGUUCCUGCUCACCUUCUGCGGCUGCAUCGGAUCUCUCCGCGAGAACAUCUGCCUCCUGCAGACGUUCUCUCUCUGUCUCACCAUCGUGUUCCUGCUACAGCUGGCAGCUGGCGUCCUGGGCUUCGUCUUCUCAGACAAGGUGCGGGGCAAAGUGAGUGAGAUUAUCAAUAAUGCCAUCGUGCACUACCGAGAUGACUUGGACCUUCAGAACCUCAUAGAUUUUGGCCAGAAGGAGUUCAGCUGCUGUGGAGGGAUUUCCUACAAGGACUGGUCCCUGAACAUGUAUUUCAACUGUUCAGAAGACAACCCCAGCCGUGAGCGCUGUUCUGUGCCUUACUCCUGUUGCUUGCCUACCCCCAACCAGGCAGUGAUCAACACCAUGUGUGGCCAAGGUAUGCAGGCCCUUGACUACCUGGAAGCUAGUAAAGUCAUCUACACCAACGGCUGUAUUGACAGAUUGGUCAAUUGGAUACAUAGCAACCUCUUCGUACUUGGUGGUGUGGCACUGGGCCUGGCCAUCCCCCAGCUGGUGGGAAUCCUGCUGUCCAUGAUCCUCGUGAGUCAGAUCAAAGAUCAGAUCAAACUACAGCUCUACAAUCAGCAGCACCGGGCGGACCCAUGGUACUGAAGAUCCGUCCUACACCUCCUCUGUAGGGCAGCAGGCGAGCCUCAUCAACCGACGGCAGUGGUUACAGCUGCCGGCACCUAGCGGGAGAUUGGAUUCCAGCCCUGCAAACCACAGCCCAGCGGGAGGAAGCAAACUCCAGGCAGCAGAAGGCAGGGUGCACAGGUGGCUGUAGUCUGAGAAGGAUGUGCCUCCUCUCCUCAUCCCAGCUCUCAGCAUUGUUAUUUUGUAUUCUCUCUAACCUCAAUCAUUUGGGUUUAUGUUUUUGUUUUGUCUGAGACAGAUGCUUGAGCAACAGCAGUUACACAGAGUUGUGGGGGCACUGGGCUUUUCACCGAGCCAUGACAACUGACGGCCCUACUAGGGCUGCUACUGAGCUUGACCAACAUACUUAGAUUCUUACUGUUGCCAGCAAGCCCUGCCUGGAGUCCAGUUGGCAUGAUACCAGCUCCAGAAGGGACCGGGGUGGAGCAGGCAGUGAGCCUGGGGGUCGACUGGGGACAGCAGUCUGCAUUGGGUAGGAGUGGAAGGCGAUGUGUUUACUAACUGCCUGUCCUGCCACCCUCCCAGGUAGUCAGAGUGAGCUACAUCCUGCCCCUCCCUCAUUUCCAUGGAAACGUGGCAGCAAGGGCAAGGGGUACAACAGCAACCAAAUUCAUCUCUUCUCCUUUCCCUUAAAAAAUGUUUGGAACCAUAGUCUAUAUUCUGCAGCCAGCAGAGGUGGGACUGAGCCAUAGGCGCCCUUGAAUCCCACCCUGUAUGGCCCUCCCUGCCCAGUAAGUGGAUUUUCUUUUUAAACAUUGGCAGUGUGCAGAGAAAGAGAAGUUAACACCCGCCCACCACCGCCAUUCCUCUGCAGCAGAGCUCAGUGUAAGCAGGGAUCUUGCUGGGGCUGGGGGAGCCAGAAAUGGCAAUAAAAGUUUGUUGACCUGGA